UUGUCGUCCGAUCACUAGGUUAGAAGUGGUGUAAGCUUUGCUUGUUGGUUAUCAACAGAUUUUUCUUUGACAGUUUAUUAUAAUCGUUAUAACUUAUAAACAUCAAUAACCAUGGUUCCUUUAGAGGAUGUUUGAGCGAAGCUUCACUCGGGUUUUUAUCUAAGUCGUACGAAUCAAUUGUCGAGUGUUUUAUUACCAGCAGUCUGUUAGCUACCGUAGCGGCGCAGUAAUGCGACCCGAAGACUUCGCUGACCGGGUGGCUGGUUUGUGUCUGGAGAAAUUCGAUCAGUUGCCGGACAAAGGAAAGCCGAUGUUAGGUAAACAGUGGACGCUCUUGUCCGGCGUUGUACAGGUAACAGAUGAUUCAAGUCUGCCGAAAGUUGUUUCACUGGCUACCGGCACCAAGUGCAUUGGCGCCGGUAAACUCUGCGGUAAAGGAACCGUGGUCAAUGAUAGUCACGCUGAGGUUUUAGCGCGCAGAGCUCUGUUGCGGUAUUUUAUCCAGGAAAUCGAAUCUGCUCGCAAAGGUGGCCCAUCAAUAUUUGUACGUGGAGAAGCGCUUGCAGAUGAUGUUUGUGGACCAGAAAAUCAUUUUGCUUGUUCUAGUCCUCUGACGUUACGACCAGGCGUGACUUUCCAUUUCUUCUCCAGUCAUACACCAUGCGGUGACGCGUCGAUAUUUCCAAAAGACGGAGGCAAACGGUUGGCCGUGGAUAAUGACAGCAUUGGACCGGAAGCCAAAAGACGCAAAACCAACGAUAAUGAAGAUGAUAAUAACGAUAUACACAGGACCGGAGCCAAAUGUCUGAGCGUAGAGACCAGGCAGGACCCUCGACUUCCAGGCGCGGCAUAUCACGCGGUCGGAGCUGUCCGAACCAAGCCGGGCCGUGGAGACCGAACGUUGUCAGUCUCGUGUAGUGACAAAUUGCUUAGGUGGUACACAUCAGGUAUACAGGGAGCCUUGUUGUCACUGUUCGUCGAACCGUUGUAUUUGUCAUCGCUGACUAUUGGUGGCGGUUGUCCAUACUCUGAAUCGGCUUUGCGUCGGGCCGUCAUCGAACGGGCAAAUCGCUUUGACGACGAAGACACUCGAUCGCCGUCAAUCCCACCACUACGACUCGCGCGUUCUGAUUUGGAGUUCAAAUACGCCAAACAUCGAGUGGCCAUUGACUGUAAACCAUGUCCGUCCAGUGUGGUUUGGUGGGAAGACAAUUACGGUAGUGGAGUGGUAGGAGGCAUGAGCGUGUCAGGUGGUCGUCACGAAGUGUUGGUGAACGGUCGCAAACAAGGUGCAACGAAAAAGGCAGUGGACGGAAAGGCGACAGGUUCUUCGGCGUUGUGCAAAAAGUCGCUGCUCGACGUGUGCCGGAAUUUGUUGGUCAAUGAUGGAGAUACCACAGGACGAGACGUCACUUACGCACAGUUCAAGUUGCGAGCUACGUCGUAUCAACAUCGUUGGGCGGCUGUCAGGCGCCGGUUGGGAUUUUGGACGGUGAAACCAGAAACCUUAUUGGACUUUACGUGACACGUGAUAAUACCCCAAAAAAUUUUUUUUGUUCCAUUAAAUUCAACUUGUGAGGCGUGAGAUCAGUGAACCGAGACAUUUUUAUAUGUAUAUAUUGUAUAAUAUAAUGUAUUGAUAUUUUACACAGUAAAAUUAUUUAGUCAGUCGA
This is a messenger RNA of Melanaphis sacchari, 1673 nucleotides long. It is a transcript of the gene Adat1, whose product is annotated as tRNA-specific adenosine deaminase 1. Bases 230 to 1525 code for a protein of 431 amino acids. Gene Ontology annotation, biological process: RNA processing. The record is from RefSeq and is a predicted model, not a curated record. Gene Ontology annotation, molecular function: RNA binding; adenosine deaminase activity. The transcript is spliced from 5 exons. NCBI's taxonomy places the organism in Eukaryota, Metazoa, Arthropoda, Insecta, Hemiptera, Aphididae.